Messenger RNA from Didymodactylos carnosus, 768 nucleotides. Lineage: Eukaryota; Metazoa; Rotifera; Eurotatoria; Philodinida; Philodinidae. The record is from the annotation of a GenBank genome assembly.
AUGGCUUCUCGAACAGUGCUUAUAUUUGGCUCAUCAAACGCUGGAAAGACAAGUAUGAUAAACGAGCUCACUGGCUAUAACUUUCAAGUAAAUAAUGAUGCGAAGGGGUGUACUUUUGAAACCAGACAAGUACCACCAGUCUCCAAAGGCGAAGUUCCAUACCAUUUCUUGGAUACUGCUGGACUUAAUGAAACGGAGAAAGGAAGGGUGAAAAGUAAAGAUGCAGUGCAAAAUAUUCUCAAAUUGUUACAACAUUCUAAAAAUGGUAUGAAUUUGCUUAUAUAUGUGAGACGAAUAGGAACUAUUAUACAAACGGACAAGGACAACUAUGAAAUGUUUUGCGACAUAGUUACCAACCACCAGAUUCCUGUUAUUUGUGUAAUCACUGGUUGUGAGAAUGAAGAUCCAAUGUCAGAUUGGGUGAGAAGGAAUGAAGAUGCUUUUAAAAACAAUGGAAUGAGAUUACAUGGUAUGGUGGCAACUUGUUUUGCAAAAGGUGGACCGUCGGAAUCUGUGUGUAGGCCAUUACGAGAACAAUCAGCUAAAGAUGUGUGGGAUGCUAUUAUGAACCAUGCCACCAACAAACCCGUUGAUUUUAUAAAACAGUCUGGUGGCAUAUCAGCUGUGCUUAAACGAAUAUGGAAUCAAUAUUGUACAUGGCUUAAUCAACCUACAUGGAAGUGGGUUAAUGAACAUGUCAGAGACAUAUUAGCUCGUCUAGGUUUCAGAUCCCAGGAAGCUAACCAAAUGGCAGAAAUGUUUGUGUAA